Triplophysa dalaica is the source of this 4320-nucleotide messenger RNA. Its product is annotated as Na(+)/H(+) exchange regulatory cofactor NHE-RF2. Gene Ontology annotation, molecular function: signaling receptor binding; protein-membrane adaptor activity. The coding region runs from base 1903 to 2973 and encodes 356 amino acids. NCBI's taxonomy places the organism in Eukaryota, Metazoa, Chordata, Actinopteri, Cypriniformes, Nemacheilidae. The record is from RefSeq and is a predicted model, not a curated record. The transcript is spliced from 6 exons. Gene Ontology annotation, cellular component: apical plasma membrane. Gene Ontology annotation, biological process: protein localization to plasma membrane.
UUCUAGCUGAACUAUACUAUAACAAGACAUCACACCUUUAAACUAAGGCUCAAUGUAUUGGAAAAUUUAGGAAUCUUCAAUGUUUCAUUUGUUUCAGCAUAGCUGUGGUAACGCACAUUCUCUAAACUGUUCACAUCUGUCAUGUUCUGCCCGAGGCGACAUGAGCUCUGUGUAGUGUUCGGUAAUCUGUCUCUUCCUGUUUAACAUCAGGCAGUCAGAGUGUAAGUAACCGAUGAUGGCCUCAUUCUGUUCCACACCUCAUAUUGCUCUUUGAAGGACUACGGUUCAGCACGUACCCAUAACCCAUUGGGGGCCGACAGUGGCCCCUGCUGCUCCUUCAGAGUGCAUGUUACCAUCCACUCACUGAAACUAGGGCUAUCAUAAAACUUUCCCCAACUUCUAUAAAGGUAAAAGGUGUAAUUUUCUAUAAAGAUAAAUUAGGAUACAUAUCUUCUAUAAAGUUAUAAGCUAUUAAUUCACCCUCACGUCAUUUCAACAGAACACAAAAAAAAGGAUAAUUUGAAGAAUGUUGAUGACAAACAUUUUUUUGACUUCCAAUGUAUGAGCACCAAACCCUUGAGACAUUCCUCAAAAUACCUUCCUUGGUUUCUAAAGAAGAAAGAGUCAUACAGAUUUUGAAAGAUAUGAAAGCGUAUAUAAAUAACAAAAUUUAAAUUUUUGGUUGAUCCUUCGCAUUAUUCCUUUGCCUUUUUAUAUACAUGAUGUAUACAGCCAAAUCUGCCCUAUAGGUUAUUUUUACAAAUUCUCUUCACAUCUUUCAUUUGAUGUACCAGUUAAGAGGUAAUAUUUUACACAUGUGGAUUUUGAUCACUAAAACUUUACUAUUGAGAACUGAUAUGAAGUCUUAAUAGCAUGUAUAUCACACAUAUCGUUGAAAAACAGAAACCACUGCUUUAAAAUAAUGUAAAGCCAUUACAGAAAUACGUUUAAAGUGGUAAUUGGCUUACUUUCCACUGAGUUUAAUGGUCUCUGUAAGCUUCUACUAGUAAGUGUGAUACAAUUUGCAAUGGUAAACAGUUCCGUUGGUUUGCAGGGGUUUGUUUCCAUUAUAAAUUGUUAUAUAGUCAAGGUUGCGCUUAUGCGCAGUUCCCAUACUGGCCACCAGGGGGAUUAUUUACUGCCUACGUUUGCCCCAAUGUGCGUGCUCGCCUCUUUGACCUGCGAUGUUCUCAAAUUCACAUUAUUUAUUGAUCUUUUUUUGACGUGAGACGUCAAACGCUUUCUCUUCUCCGGCCAUAUCACGCACAUAAGUUAAACCGUAUAUGUUCUGUAAUAUAAGCACACAUUCUUGUCAUAAGCAAUGCAUCUUAUUGUCAUAUAUAGGCACUCUUUCUUUGUCGAUAAUCUAUAGAUUCGUAUGUAAUUGUCAUGAAAGUAUUACAUUCACUCUGGUUACAUUUGUAGCGCUGAAGGCAUCGCGCUCUCCGUUACUUUUCUCCGCGCUUUUGCGCGUCGUCUCAUGGGCGGUCUUAUUACACGGUGACGGCACGCAGUUCAGUCAGCUGUGGGCCGUUCGCUGGACAGCAGCACCAGUUGCUUUUCUCCAUCCGUGCGCGCAAUGUUUUCAACUGGACUUUUGGAUACGUCUCCGUAUAUCCACAGGUAGUUCAGCCCGUGAGCUUUGCAUUGCAUUCGCAUAUUUCUUUCAACCUCUUGGACUAUAAUCGAUAAGUCUCACUUUUUGACUAAUAACGGCGGUACGUUUUAAUGUGGAUAUUUACGUGCGCAUCUAGUGUACAUUAUUGCGCAACAAAACGCGGUCCUGUAUACGAAAGAGAGCGAUGCUCAAACCUUUGCAGCUGAUGCGUUUCUCAUAAGUUUACAUUAUUCGGGAAAAAUAUCGAUUAUAAGUUUGGAUGUGAAGGCAAACGGAGGAACACAAUGGCGAGCGAUCUGAAACCUCGGUUGUGCGUGAUGAAGAAAGAUGAGAACGGCUACGGCUUUCAUCUGCACGGCGAGAAAGGCAAAACCGGACAGUACAUACGGAAAGUGGAGCGCGCGUCCCCGGCAGAAGCGUCGGGGCUGCGCGCGGGUGACCGUGUGGUGGAGGUGAACGGCGUGAACGUGGAAAAAGAAACGCACCAUCAGGUGGUGCAGCGGAUAAAGGCUGUGGAACAUGAAACCAGACUGCUGGUGGUUGACCGAGAAGCGGACGAGUAUUUCCGCAGAUUACGUCUCGCGUGUACGGAGGAGAUGGCCACCAGAAAGAGCCCUGCAGCCCCGUCCCCUUCAACCUCCACCAGUAAACAAGGCAACGGAUCCGUGUCCAAACGCACCGAGAUAUCCAAACCCAUCAGGAAAGCUCCAUCACGAGCUACGAAGAAGGAGGUUCAGCCAUCGUCGGACUCCUCGAGUAGAGAUCCACCUGAGCUUCUGCCGAGACUGUGUAUCCUCGCCCGGUCCGAUACAGGUUAUGGCUUUAACCUGCACAGCGAGAGGUCAAAACCUGGUCAGUACAUGCGGGCCCUGGACCCCGGCUCACCCGCAGACCGCGCUGGACUCAAACCACAGGACAGACUCAUAGAGGUAAAUGGUGUAAACAUUGAAGGUAUGAAACACGCUGAAGUUGUGGCCUUCAUCAAGAACGGAGGGAACGAGACGCGCUUGCUAGUGGUGGAUCCAGAUACAGACGAUCAUUUUAAGAAGUUGGGCAUCACCCCAACCAGCAUUCAUGUCAAAGAUUUCGAUGAGUCCAUUAUGAACGGCUCCUCGAGCCCUCACGUGAACGGAACGUCCUCACGAUCGACACACUCUGACGCCAGCAGUCAAGACAUGAACACACAGAUCUCAAGGGACAGCAGCAGUCAUAUUCUCGACCCCUUUGAGGAAAUGGGUCUGUGCCUGAGCCCCACGGCGGCGGAGGCGAAGGAAAAAGCUUACGCCAAGCGCGCUAAAAAAAGAGCUCCGCAGAUGGAUUGGAGCAAGAAACACGAGAUUUUCAGCAAUUUCUGAAUCGCGAAAAGACACGCUAACACAAACACGUACUUGCUGACGUGUGAUGCCCUGGACACCCGGCUGCUUUUAAUGGAAAAUACUAUUUUUGUAGAAAAGAGAAAACUUUCAUCAUAAAAAGAACAACUCACCAUUGGAGAAGACAUCAGCUACGCUAUAUCUUUAAACAACAUAUGUAAAAACUCCACCGGGCCUGUUCGUAAAGAGUUUCUGCGCUGUCUUCCUCGUUUUGUUUUCAUUCAUUUUACUUAAAAAUCAUGCAUUUACAAUAACGCCAAAAAUGUACAUUUGGAUUACGAUAUUUGAAAAUACAAAACCAUUUGGGCGCUGUUUGGUCGAUGGGACACAAUCCAAUAUUCAAUUUAGAUUGACCAAUUGAAUGAAGCUUUUUUAUGUUGUAGGUUUUAUGAAUCAUUACUUAUGAAGGAAUCUUUGCCAAAGACAAUCUGCCCAUGUUUAAUCUCUACGGAUUGUUUUAUUCGAAGCGUUGAAGGGAAAACACACUCAUAUAGUGUUGUGGAAUUAUUGAGCUUUCAGGAAGGAAGAAAACUGGAAAAACAAGCAAGAAACUUCACUUCUUCAACACUAGAGGGCGCUGUCGGUGGACUUUUGCUCUUCAUUGUGACAGAAGCACUUGGAUGGAGUUUUAUAUCUCAACCGACAGAGGGACCAAACAGUCCAUAGUGCAAUAAAACUGGGAUUUAUGAGAUGAACAAGGGGUCAUAAAAGUUAUACCACAGUGUCGUUUCAGUAUUGGCUGUAUGGUCUAUUCUGAGGUGUGUUGAAACCUGACAGCAUGCUAGAAAUAACAAACCAUGCAAAAAUGAAAACGGAAUCAAAACCAAUCAAACUCAUUCUUGUACUCGUGUGUAUCUGCACAUGGAAAAGUUGGAGAUGUUGGAAAAAGUAAUGUACACAAUACACAACCCACUCAUCUCAUGAAUGUUUAACACGGGUCGAUUGAAUAAGGACACUUAGUAUAUGAUCUAUUGGUGGAGUCAAAAAUUCAUGGUCAAUAAUGCAGACAAUCCGAGCGCUAUAUACAUUUACAGCACGCAUUAUGUGAUAUAUUAACAUUAGCAUUACUUUAAUAUCCCUAAAUAUUUCAUGAUACAUUCCAUGUUUGUAAUGUAGUAUUAAUGUAGUCGAGUAGUUUUUGUUUCAGCGUUUCCCUUUCAUUCCCCGGUGCUGACAUUGAGCACAAUGGGAAAUCAUUUCCUAUCAGAAUAUAUGAGUAUUAUUUUUAUCAAUAAAGUGUGAUAUUCACAUUCAAAAUCAUAUUUAUCAGAAAGUGUGGUGAAGCCACGUGUUUUUUAACAACUUUCCCACAUUAAGAAAUACUUUAGU